AUGAAGAACACAAAGACGCUGGUGGCUUCCUUCUCCACCCUUUUCAGACGAACACAUCUUUCAACUUCACGGUGUAAUCCACUGGCUACGAUUCAAUCACAAACCCACCAAUUGCGUCGCGAGUCUCUGCAACAUCAUUCUUCUUCAUCAGCUGAGGCUCUCGCGGGUCGACUCGGAUUUCCCGGGAGAUUUUUCAGCUCGGAAUCUGGAGCCGGGAAUACAAGCUCCGGCUGCUGGAACUGUGGCGAGAAAGCUGCGUUUUUGUUCUGUAACUCUUGCCGUAGCAUUCAACCUGUUGAUGACUCCGUCGAUUACUUUCAGAUUUUUGGCUUGGAGAGGAAGUAUGAGAUAAGCCCUGGAAGCCUUGAAGGCAAGUACAAGGAUUGGCAAAAGAAGCUACAUCCUGAUUUAGUUCACAACAAAUCUCAGAAAGAAAGAGAUUACGCAGCUGAUCAGUCUGCAAAGAUGAAGCUGAGUGGCGUAAAUGUCAAUGAAGAAGAAACAAUAACAGACCCAACGUUGUUAAUGGAGUCAUAA
Molecule: messenger RNA, 537 nt
Organism: Camelina sativa (false flax)
Lineage: Eukaryota; Viridiplantae; Streptophyta; Magnoliopsida; Brassicales; Brassicaceae
Source: RefSeq, a predicted model, not a curated record